UAUUUGAUUUUUUUAAAAUAAUAGAAAGAUAUGAAUGAAGCUGAGAAGCUGCACAUAGAAAGUUUGCAUGUCCUAGAAAAGUUUAUGCUUUCUUCAGAAAAAAAUGCAACUGCAUCAUCAAAAGUUUUAAAUGAAAUCAACACAAAUACAACAAGAAACAAAAAAGAAUCAGUUAAUAGAGUCUUAAGCAUUAGUUUACAUAAUAAUGAAAAAGAGAAUAAACAUUCUUCAAGAUUAUCAUGUAGAAUGACGCCAAAAAAAGAGUGUGCUGUUGUUGAACCAUCAACUCCAACAGAAAAUUUAAAGAUGCUUGUCAGUGCAGCUAGUGUAUUACCACCAGCAUCUGAUCUUUCUGUUGAAUCUAAAGAACAAGACAAAUUAGUUGAUUUAGACAUAAGAGAAAACAUUUUUUGUAUACAAACAAGCAAGUUAAAGUUAAAAAAAAAUGUUUUAGUUGGAAGAAAAGAAAAAAGUCUAGGACUGUUAUGUGAAAAGUUUAUGUCUUUCUAUCCUGAAUAUUCAGAAAAUGGAACAACAAUUUUACUUGAUGACGUAGUAAAGAUUUUAGGUAUUGGCCGUAGAAGAGUUUACGAUAUUGUAAAUGUUCUAGAAAGUAUGGAGAUGAUGGUUCGUCAAGCAAAAAACAAAUAUUUAUGGUUUGGAAAAAGUAGGUUGAAUUCAACACUUGCAAAACUCAAGACUCUUGCGGUUCAUAUGUAUGGAAAAGAUUUCCACUCUCAAUAUAAUAAAAAAGAUAGUGAAAAUAGAAGUGGAAAAUUUCUUGUUCAUAUUCAACCAAAAGGUUAUAAUAAACUAAAUGUUUCCCAUUGUAAAAAAAAAGAUGAUACUAUAAUACUUACUGAAGUAGAAAAAGAUAAAGACGUAAAAUCUGCAGACGCAGAAGAUUUGCCAUUUAUGGAUGACACAAUUUUGAAUGACAUGAAGUCUUCUCGUUCUUUGGGUAUUCUUUGUCAAAAGUUUAUAAUGCUUUUUAUGGUGUCUGAGGACAACAUAGUAACACUUGACAAAGCUGCAAAGUUGUUGUUAACUGAACCAGAUGAGGGACCAAGCAAAUAUAAAACAAAGGUUCGUCGCUUAUAUGAUAUUGCUAAUAUCUUGAUAAGUAUAAAGUUUCUAGAGAAGUGCAUUUCACAUGAGGACCACUCAAAAAAGGCUGCAUACAGAUGGGUUGGUUUUGACUUGAACACUUUGAAUGAAAAUGUUGAUUUCAAGCAGGCUUCAAGAAAAGCUCUCAUUAAUCAAGAAUUCUCAUUGACUAGACAUUCACUGUUAGCCCAGGCUCCCAGGAAAGCGAGUGAUAAAAAAAAGUUUCAAUGUCGCUCUUUCUCUGCUCAUCAGUUGUUAGAUGUAAAAGAAUCCACAACUCCGAUCAUUUUACCACGAACAUUAUCUGCUGCUUCUAUAAAAAAACCUAAAGUUGUAGAAGACGGCUUUGAUGUUUACAAAAUAGAACAAGGUGAUAGUCCGAGACAAGUUUUGUUUAAAGAAAAGUUGCGUGAACUGCAGAAAGAGUUUCCAACAAAGCUCCCUGGAAAUGGAUUGUUAGAGCUUCUUUCGGCAUGUCGAAGCGAUGGAUUUAAAAGAACUCUUCGCAGGAGUUUAUCAUCUGAAUUUGAUGCUGAUCACAUAACUCCUGAAAAAAAACUAAAAAUAGACGUUUCAUUAAAUGAUACUAAUGCCACGGAUGUUAAUUUGGAGUCUAAUUCUGAUAUCCCCAUUCAAUUUGCAAGGGUUUCAUCUGCCGUUCCAGCAAUCUACUCGGUUUUAGCUCCAUCCUCCCAAAACCAACUAAAAAAUUCCGAAAGUCUUUUGCACGAUGUUAACACUAAAUCUUGUCAAAAAAGUUCUUCUCCAGACUCCAGAAAUUUAACGUGUUCAAAGCAAUCAAUGUCUGUGAUAGUCAAGAAACCUUUACUUUCAUCGACUGUUGAAUCCAGCAAUACAAAUUAUUAUCAAGUAGUACCAGUACGAUAUCCUUGCUCUAAUAAAAUGCAGCAUCAUCAAUUAGUCCAAUUACCAAUUGUUUUACAGCAAAAGCCUGUUUGCUUACCUGUUGUGUCUAAAAAGGCGCAACUUAUAUCUCCCCGUAGUGUUACUUCUUUGAGUAGAGUUUUAAUGCAACCUCCUGUAACAUCCAGAAACGUAAAGUUUCAAGGUAAAUCUGUAAUUACUGUUUCCACAAAUUCCAAAAUUCAAUGUAUUUCACCAAUGGUUACUUUGAAUGGAAGCGUCAGUGAAAGAAAUUAUGUAAGUAAACAUUUGCAAAAUUACCCUGAGUUAUGCACUCCUCCGCAAGUUAUAAAGAACGAUCCUGAUGGAAAACCACUUGCUACACCAAUACUUUUCCCUAAAAUGACCCCUGAAACUCCUUCAGCAGAGAAUAUCGUUCCUCAUGCCGUCCUUAAUACAGUUACUAGAAAAUUGAUGUCGUUGCAUAGCGACAGAUAAACAAAUUUUUAUCAAAAUAAAAAGAUUUCCCUUCUGUUAUUGAUCAAAUUUUGAUAAUCUACUUAAUAUGUUUUAUAUGAAUAGGUAACGAAUUUUUAUAACAA
Messenger RNA from Hydra vulgaris (swiftwater hydra), 2573 nucleotides. RefSeq names its product transcription factor E2F7. NCBI's taxonomy places the organism in Eukaryota, Metazoa, Cnidaria, Hydrozoa, Anthoathecata, Hydridae. Gene Ontology annotation, biological process: regulation of transcription by RNA polymerase II. The record is from RefSeq and is a predicted model, not a curated record. Gene Ontology annotation, cellular component: RNA polymerase II transcription regulator complex. Gene Ontology annotation, molecular function: RNA polymerase II cis-regulatory region sequence-specific DNA binding; DNA-binding transcription factor activity, RNA polymerase II-specific.